AUGUGGAACAAAGAGGGAUUACAAAGGCUAUCCGUUGUUAUCCCCCCUCCCCUCGCCCUCGGCCCGCGGCCCCCGGCCUUCGCCCCCGGAGGGCAAACGAGGUGGGUGAGCCGGGCGACUCCCCCACCGGGGGGAUUGCGUGCACUAAUUGCGCCCCAAAAUUGGGAUGACAUUAUAUUAUAUAGUAUGGAGAUAUUAUUCGGCGUCACCUUGUUCAAAUAUAUUCAAUAUCCGUGGAGCUGUCACACGCACGCUGCUCCUCCGACGCUGACUCAUCCACUAAAACUUGCUUCUCCGGAAAAUCGUCUGGAGAUCCGAUUGUAA
This is a messenger RNA of Danaus chrysippus (African queen), 324 nucleotides long. The record is from the annotation of a GenBank genome assembly. NCBI's taxonomy places the organism in Eukaryota, Metazoa, Arthropoda, Insecta, Lepidoptera, Nymphalidae.